AACACAGUGCAGCUGAUGUUGUGCCAGUAGCUCGGCUCCAUUAUCAGCAUUGGCACUCGCACACAGUGAUGGGAAAGAAAAGCCGCACAGGGACGAGCCGCAGGACCAUUUUACAGCUCUCACCGCCAGGACUGCGCAGCGGAUCAGGAACAAGUCGAGACGAAACUCUGGGAUCUGGGUCGGAAGGGGAGACUGAGAAUAAUACAGGCACCAACGGGCAAGGAGUAUACAGGGAGGUGAACAUGGACAUGAAGACCCCAGCAGCAAAGGCAACACAGGGCUUGUCUUUGCUUGGUGCUUAUGAGGACAGUGAGGAAGAAGAUGCAUCUGAAGCAAGCAGUUCUGCUGCCAAAGCAAAGCUCAAUCGCUCUGCAGACAUUGACAGUACACUUGCAAGUUUUAUGGCUGAAAUUGAUGCUAUCACCACUCAGCCAGCCCAGACCGAUGAUACUACAAAGGAGGAGCCCAUUGCUCCAGCACCUACCCCUCCUCGCCCUGAACCCAAGACAGAACAGCACUCUUAUUCACAGAAUGGCUCUGCACAGGAAUUUCAGUAUAAUACACAGUAUUCUCUGGCGGGAGCUGGGGUUGAAAUGGGUGAUUGGCAGGAGGUGUGGGAUGAGAACACAGGUUGCUACUACUACUGGAACACCCAGACUAAUGAGGUAGUCUGGGAGCUUCCACACUAUUUGGCCGAUCAAGUGCAGAGUCUACAGCAGUACUCCGUGAGCUCAUCUGUUAAUGGCAGUGAGGUGUUACCUAACGCAGCAAGUUAUCCUGAACACUCCGCUCUGGCUGUCACUGCAUUGAAACCAGAACCAAAAAAGAAGGAUGUAAUGGAGAGUGUGGUGGCUUUAACUAGUGAUGAGGAGGAGAGGAAAGGGGUAGCUGCAUCGCUCCUUGCACCUCUAAUACCAGUUGAAGUGAAAGAGGCAGAAGAAAAAUGGAGAAAGAAGAUUUUGGCGAUGGACGACAAGGUGGAGAAUUCUCCGGAGGUUGAGGGAGAGGCACCUUCAGGCUCUCCUGCUCCAUGUGAUGGAGAAAGCCCUGCUCAGUGUAAUCAGCAAAGUAGAAACCAAUCUAGAGAAAACUCUGAGGGAGAAGAGGAGACGGAGGAGGAUACCAAGGAACUGGAGCUUGCAUUGGAGAGGAAAAAGGCCGAACUUCGUGCCCUAGAAGAAGGUGAUGGCAGUGCUGGUGGUUCAAGCCCCUGUUCUGAGGCAAGUCAAGAGGGUUCUCGGGGCCUUUUAAAGAAGACUAAGUGGAAAACAGCUUUUAUUCGGGCACCAAGUCCUGACUCAAACAGCAGAGGCUCUGAGAAAGUAGAAUGGGACACUGCAGAGGCUGUGGAGAUAGCACAUUCCAAAACAGCUGAGAAACAAGAAGACAAAAAGGAACAGGAAAAAACUGUACCUAAACCUCAAGAGGAGGAUACAGCAGACCUUAAGUUUCAGAUUGGAGAGCUUGCCAACACUUUGACCAGCAAAAUGGAAUUCUUGGGAAUUGACAAAAAGACCAUCUCCAACUUUCAACUGCUUUUGUUACAAACUGAGACGCGGAUAGCAGAUUGGCGAGAAGGCGCUCUGAAUGGAAAUUAUCUACGCCGCAGGUUGCAGGAAGCUGCUGAGCACAUAAAACAUUACGAACUUAACGCCACUCCCAAGGGCUGGUCCUGCCAUUGGGACAGAGAUCACAGGCGGUACUUCUAUGUGAAUGACCGGACCAGUGCCUCUCAGUGGGAGUUUCCAGCAGUGAAGGAAGAAGACGAAGAUGCGAAGCCACCCCAGCCCUCGGCAGUUUGUCCGGCAAAUGCAGGUCAACAAUCUCCUGAGGCUUCCAGUGGUCUAGCAGAAACGACCUUUGGAGAAACCCAGUCUUAUUGGUCAGCUCCUCAACCUCCACUUCCUCCAGACACUCCCCCUCCUCCUGCAGAACAACCACCUCCACCACCACCACCUCCUGAAUCUCCUCCUCCACCCCCUCCUCCACCUCUCAGCGAUGAUGGAGAGAUCGAGGAGGUAGAAAUGGAAGAUGAGGAUGCCGAGCCACCUGCCCCUGGAACAGAGGAAUUUAGGGCCAGUGAAGCAGCAGCGACUCAAGGACCUGUGACUAAAGCCCAGAAGAGGAAAGCUCCAGGCUCAGAACAGCUGAACAAAGCCAUUACUAUUGGAAGCAGUCCCAUACUUUACACUCAGCCUACCGCCACAGCAGCCCCUAUUAUCACUGCAAAUGCUUAUUGGGGUAUGACUGCAGUAGCUACACCAGCUCUUACAUCAGAGCCUCUAGUUCCUCCAAUGCCAGCCACACCCUCACAACCUCCACUUCCACCACCCCAACCUCCAGUUGAACCAGUGUCCACAAAGAUGCCUUCAGACAAAACGAAGAAGCUAAAGAAGGAGAAGAUGAAGAAGAGCAAGACCAAGAUGCCAUCAUUAGUGAAAAAAUGGCAGAGCAUCCAGAGGGAACUAGAUGAAGAGGAGAAAUCCAGUUCUAGUGACGAAGAUCGAGACCAACUAAACAACAAGCGCAUAGAAGAGUGGAAACAUCAACAGCUUGCCUCGGGAAAGGCAAUGAAGAAUGCCAACUUUGAGGCUCUGCCUGAUGAUUGGAGAGAAAGGUUGCUAAAGAAGAGAAAGAUGAUGCAGAGUUCGUAGCAUUAAUUCUUCAGUGUGGAAUGGAUUUCUUUGGACUGUAUAUUUCUCUUCUUAUUUUGUUUCCACAGGGUGGACAAUGGUUUUUAUACUAUGACCUCUAGUCAAGUGGUGAAUUUUUCUGCAAAAAGGCAAAGUCUCAUAUUUCUUUUUGUAAAAAUAACUCCCAGUGUACAAAGUACUUUGUUAUUGUUCUUUGUUAGACCCUUCACAGUCAGCAACAUUGGUCCAUGGUAAUUGCAAAGCAACCACCUUCUUUUUUAUUUUAGCAUGUGUUGACACUGAGACUAGUAAUUUUAUAGAUUAUGGCAAAUUAUGUGAUGUUUUGGACAUACUGUUCCAUAAUGAUGAGUCUUUGAUCCCAAGACCAUUUACUGUAGGGAUUAAUGCUUUUUUUUUUAAAUGUCCAUGAUUCUGAUACCUAGAAUCUUAUGAUUGUGUCCCAGACUUUAUCCACUAAAAGUGAUUAAAUAAUACACAUUUGCACAUGGUGGAAAACAAAGUUUCUGUGGUGAUCAAUUAUUUAGGAUGUUCAAGGACCUGCAUAUAAGUACUCAGUCUUUAGGUGAAAUUUAUUUUAUAUUUCAGUGGAUUAUGUUUGUGCAGGGUAUAGGCUUUGCAAUAACACUUUAUAAGCAGAUUUAGAAUAUCGUUUUCAGUAUGGGAAAUUUCAGUCAUCUACAGCCAUGCUGUUCCUAAGUGUUCUGUAUAGCUGUGUCUCUUACUGGAAAUGGGGAUGGGCACUCAGUAAUGUUUGCUAUGUUGUAAAUAAUAAACACAUUUAUACAA
This is a messenger RNA of Tachysurus vachellii, 3440 nucleotides long. RefSeq names its product formin binding protein 4 (gene fnbp4). The record is from RefSeq and is a predicted model, not a curated record. Gene Ontology annotation, molecular function: protein binding. The transcript has 17 exons. The coding region runs from base 69 to 2654 and encodes 861 amino acids. NCBI's taxonomy places the organism in Eukaryota, Metazoa, Chordata, Actinopteri, Siluriformes, Bagridae.